UUGGUGUUGGUGUUAGUGUUAACAGAACCAGUCAUUGAUUCAGUGUUGGAGUUGGAGUUGGUGUUAACAGAACCAGUCAUUGAUUCUGUGUUGGAGUUGGUGUUGGUGUUAACAGAACCAGUCAUUGAUUCAGUGUUGGUGUUGGAGUUGGUGUUGGUGUUAACAGAACCAGUCAUUGAUUCAGUGUUGGUGUUGGUGUUGGUGUUGGUGUUAACAGAACCAGUCAUUGAUUCAGUGUUGGUGUUGGUGUUGGUGUUAACAGAACCAGUCAUAGAUUCAGUGUUGGAGUUAGUGUUGGUGUUAACAGAACCAGUCAUUGAUUCAGUGUUGGUGUUGGUGUUAACAGAACCAGUCAUUGAUUCAGUGUUGGAGUUGGUGUUGGUGUUAACAGAACCAGUCAUUGAUUCAGUGUUGGUGUUGGUGUUGGUGUUGGUGUUAACAGAACCAGUCAUUGAUUCAGUGUUGGAGUUGGUGUUGGUGUUGGUGUUAACAGAACCAGUCAUUGAUUCAGUGUUGGUGUUGGUGUUGGUGUUAACAGAACCAGUCAUUGAUUCAGUGUUGGAGUUGGUGUUGGUGUUAACAGAACCAGUCAUUGAUUCAGUGUUGGUGUUGGUGUUGGUGUUAACAGAACCAGUCAUAGAUUCAGUGUUGGUGUUAGUGUUGGUGUUAACAGAACCAGUCAUUGAUUCAGUGUUGGAGUUGGUGUUGGUGUUAACAAAACCAGUCAUUGAUUCAGUGUUGGUGUUGGUAUUGGUGUUAACAGAACCAGUCAUUGAUUCAGUGUUGGUGUUGGAGUUGGUGUUAACAGAACCAGUCAUUGAUUCAGUGUUGGAGUUGGUGUUGGUGUUAACAGAACCAGUCAUUGAUUCAGUGUUGGUGUUGGUGUUGGUGUUAACAGAACCAGUCAUUGAUUCAGUGUUGGUGUUGGUGUUGGUGUUAACAGAACCAGUCAUUGAUUCAGUGUUGGUGUUAGUGUUGGUGUUAACAGAACCAGUCAUUGAUUCAGUGUUGGAGUUGGUGUUGGUGUUAACAGAACCAGUCAUAGAUUCAGUGUUGGAGUUGGUGUUGGUGUUAACAGAACCAGUCAUUGAUUCAGUGUUGGUGUUGGUGUUGGUGUUAACAGAACCAGUCAUUGAUUCAGUGUUGGUGUUGGUGUUGGUGUUAACAGAACCAGUCAUUGAUUCAGUGUUGGUGUUGGUGUUGGUGUUAACAGAACCAGUCAUUGAUUCAGUGUUGGUGUUGGUGUUGGUGUUGGUGUUAACAGAACCAGUCAUUGAUUCAGUGUUGGUGUUGGUGUUGGUGUUAACAGAACCAGUCAUUGAUUCAGUGUUGGUGUUGGUGUUGGUGUUGGUGUUAACAGAACCAGUCAUUGAUUCAGUGUUGGUGUUGGUGUUGGUGUUAACAGAACCAGUCAUUGAUUCAGUGUUGGAGUUGGUGUUGGUGUUGGUGUUAACAGAACCAGUCAUUGAUUCAGUGUUGGAGUUGGUGUUGGUGUUAACAGAACCAGUCAUUGAUUCAGUGUUGGUGUUAGUGUUGGUGUUAACAGAACCAGUCAUUGAUUCAGUGUUGGUGUUGGUGUUGGUGUUGGUGUUAACAGAACCAGUCAUUGAUUCAGUGUUGGUGUUGGUGUUGGUGUUGGUGUUAACAGAACCAGUCAUUGAUUCAGUGUUGGUGUUGGUGUUGGUGUUGGUGUUAACAGAAUCAGUCAUUGAUUCAGUGUUGGAGUUGGUGUUGGUGUUAACAGAACCAGUCAUAGAUUUAGUGUUGGUGUUGGUAUUGGUGUUAACAGAACCAGUCAUUGAUUCAGUGUUGGAGUUGGUGUUGGUGUUAACAGAACCAGUCAUUGAUUCAGUGUUGGUGUUGGUGUUGGUGUUAACAGAACCAGUCAUUGAUUCAGUGUUGGAGUUGGUGUUGGUGUUAACAGAACCAGUCAUAGAUUCAGUGUUGGUGUUGGUGUUAGUGUUGGUGUUAACAGAACCAGUCAUAGAUUCAGUGUUGGUGUUGGUGUUGGUGUUAACAGAACCAGUCAUUGAUUCAGUGUUGGUGUUGGUGUUGGUGUUAACAGAACCAGUCAUUGAUUCAGUGUUGGAGUUGGUGUUGGUGUUAACAGAACCAGUCAUAGAUUCAGUGUUGGUGUUGGUGUUGGUGUUAACAGAACCAGUCAUUGAUUCAGUGUUGGUGUUGGUGUUGGUGUUGGUGUUAACAGAACCAGUCAUUGAUUCAGUGUUGGUGUUGGUGUUGGUGUUAACAGAACCAGUCAUUGAUUCAGUGUUGGUGUUGGUGUUGGUGUUGGUGUUGGUGUUGGUGUUAACAGAACCAGUCAUUGAUUCAGUGUUGGUGUUGGUGUUGGUGUUAACAGAACCAGUCAUUGAUUCAGUGUUGGUGUUAGUGUUGGUGUUAACAGAACCAGUCAUUGAUUCAGUGUUGGUGUUGGUGUUGGUGUUAACAGAACCAGUCAUUGAUUCAGUGUUGGUGUUAGUGUUGGUGUUAACAGAACCAGUCAUUGAUUCAGUGUUGGUGUUGGUGUUGGUGUUAACAGAACCAGUCAUUGAUUCAGUGUUGGAGUUGGUGUUGGUGUUAACAGAACCAGUCAUUGAUUCAGUGUUGGUGUUGGAGUUGGUGUUAACAGAACCAGUCAUUGAUUCAGUGUUGGAGUUGGUGUUGGUGUUAACAGAACCAGUCAUUGAUUCAGUGUUGGUGUUAGUGUUGGUGUUAACAGAACCAGUCAUUGAUUCAGUGUUGGUGUUGGUGUUGGUG
Messenger RNA from Vanderwaltozyma polyspora DSM 70294, 2757 nucleotides. RefSeq lists its product as uncharacterized. NCBI's taxonomy places the organism in Eukaryota, Fungi, Ascomycota, Saccharomycetes, Saccharomycetales, Saccharomycetaceae. The transcript has a single exon. The record is from RefSeq and is a predicted model, not a curated record. The annotation marks the transcript as partial.